AGAACGUUGCUAAUCUCCCGCCAUUGCAGUAAAAUAAGGGUCCUCAAGUUCGCUGACUGUGCAUGAAACACAGUCAUGGCGAAUCUUCACGCCGAUAAAGAUGCUUUCUAUAGACGAAUGGGGAGGUUUUAUGCCGCAUGGAAUAAAGCAUCGGGUGGAGAACCCAUGGCCCAGAUGGAUGCUUUGGUGGCUGCUGUAGGAGUUGAUGAGGAAGUGGUGUACUCUAAAUCUACAGCCAUGCAGACCUGGUUGUUUGGGUAUGAACUGACUGACACCAUCAUUGUGUUGUGUGAAAAAUCCAUCAACAUCCUUGCCAGUAAAAAGAAAAUAGAAUUUCUGAAACAGGUUGACUCCUCCAAGGAAAAUGAUAAUGGUGUUCCAUCCAUGAACCUUCUUGUUAGAGAUAAGGGCGACAAAGACAAGGCCAACUUUCAGAAGCUGGUGUCUGCUAUAAAAGGGAGUAAAAAGGGUAAAACUGUUGGAGAAUAUUCAAAGGACAAAUUUCCAGGAGAUUUCAUGAGCUCAUGGCGAGCAGCUCUGAAGGGAGAGGGCUUUGAGAAAGUUGACGUCAGCUCUACUAUGGCAUAUGUGAUGGCUUCAAAAGAAGAGUCGGAGGUGAAGGUCAUUCAGCGAGCCUGCACUGUCACAUGUGAUAUCUUCUCCAAGUAUCUGAGGGAUCAGAUCAUGGAGAUUAUUGAUGCAGAGAAGAAAGUGAAGCACUCCAAGCUAGCUGAUGGGGUGGAGUUGGCCCUUCAAAACAAGAAAUAUGUGACAGGUGUGGACACGUCACAACUGGACAUGUGUUACCCCGCGAUCAUACAGAGUGCUGGCAAGUACAGCCUAAAGUUUAGUACCACCAGUGAUGACAGCGUGCUCCACUUUGGGACCAUUAUCUGUGCUAUGGGAGUGAGGUACAAGUCCUACUGUUCCAACAUUGUCCGCACUCUGUUUGUGGAUCCUACAGAGCCCAUGCAGAAGAACUAUGAGUUCCUGACACUGGUGGAAGACGAAAUUCUUAACAAACUUCAGGACGGUGUCCGACUUAGUGAAGUGUAUGAGCAUGCUGUGAGCUAUGUUAAGAAGGAGCGAUCAGAGUUACUUGACAAGAUGACCAAGAAUGUCGGGUUCGCCAUGGGAAUCGAGUUCAGGGAAGGCUCACUUCUUAUCUCUGGGAAAACGAACAUCAAAGCUAAGAAAGGGAUGGUAUUCAACAUCAACGUUGGGUUUUCUGACCUGAAGAACAAGGGCGCCAAAGACAAAUCAAGUGAGGUGUACGCUGUGUUCCUGGGUGACACUGUCAUGGUUAAUGAGGGAUCACCAUGUUCUUUGCUGACAACAAUGAAGAAGAAAAUUAAACAUGUAGGAAUUUUUCUAAAAGAUGAAGAGGAGGAGGAAGAGGAAGAAGAAGAGGAGCCAGAACAAGAAGCACUCCUAGGGCGAGGACAAAGGAAUGCUGUCAUGGGAAGUAGGACCAGGACCGAGAUGACAACAGAGGAAAAACGAGCAAAACAUCAGAAGGAGCUGUCUGAGAGACUGAACGAUGAAGCCAAGGAGAGACUGAAGGGGAUGAAAGGAGGCACUGAGGACAAAAAGGUUCGGAGGUCCAAUGCCUCUUACAAGAAUCCUUCACACAUGCCGCAGGAGUCACAGUUACGAGAACUAAAGCUGUUUGUCGAUAAGAAAUACGAGACUGUGAUUCUGCCCAUUUUCGGGAUUCCGACACCUUUCCAUAUAUCCACUGUGAAGAACAUCAGUCAGUCGGUGGAGGGUGACUACACCUACCUGCGUAUUAACUUCUUCCAUCCGGGGUCAGCACUUGGAAGAACUGACGGAAACCUGUAUCCUCAACCAGAUGCUACUUUUCUCAAGGAAAUCACUUACCGAAGUUCUAACACCAAAGAACCCGGGGAGAUUUCUGCACCAUCCUCAAAUCUUAAUACAGCCUUCCGCCUCAUCAAGGAGGUACAGAAGAAGUUCAAGACAAGGGAAGCAGAGGAGAGAGAAAAAGAGGGCAUUGUAAAACAAGACACCCUCGUUAUCAACCCCAACAGAGGAAACCCCAAGCUGAAGGACCUCUACAUCAGACCAAACAUUGUGUCCAAAAGGAUCUCUGGGACACUGGAGGCACACACCAAUGGUUUCAGAUUCACAUCUGUUCGUGGUGACAAAGUGGACAUUCUGUAUAACAACAUAAAGAAUGCAUUUUUCCAGCCAUGUGAUGGAGAAAUGAUUAUUCUGCUUCACUUCCAUCUGAAGCAUGCCAUCCUGUUUGGUAAGAAGAAGCAUGUCGAUGUCCAGUUCUACACUGAAGUUGGUGAGAUCACGACAGAUCUUGGCAAACAUCAGCACAUGCAUGACAGAGAUGAUCUACACGCAGAACAGGCUGAACGUGAGUUGAGACAAAAGUUGAAGUCGGCCUUCAAGGGCUUCUGUGAGAAGGUGGAGGGCAUUACGAAACAGGACAUUGAAUUUGAUUCUCCAUUCCGAGAGCUUGGUUUCCAUGGCGCCCCCUACAGAAGCACAGUGCUGCUGCAGCCCACCAGUGGCUGUGUGGUUAACCUGGUGGAAUGGCCACCAUUUGUGAUAUCCCUAGAGGAAGUGGAGUGUAUCCAUUUUGAAAGAGUCCAGUUCCACCUCAAGAACUUCGACAUGGUGUUCGUGUUUAAGGAUUACAGUCGUAAGGUGGCCAUGAUCAACUCGAUACCUAUGAACGUGUUGGACAACGUCAAAGAAUGGCUCAACUCCUGUGAUGUGCGGUAUACGGAAGGAAUUCAGAGUUUGAACUGGUCCAAAAUCAUGAAAACUAUCACGGAUGAUCCUGAAGGUUUCUUUGAUAGUGGUGGCUGGACUUUCUUAGAUCCUGAAAGUGAUGCUGAGGCAAAUGAUGACGACGAUGAUGAAGAAGAUGAGGUAUAUGCGCCUACUGAUGAGAAUAGCGCUGGAGAGGAGAGUAGCGAAGAUUACUCUGAGGAGGAGAGUGACUGGGAAGGCGAGGAAGAGGAGGAGGAAGAGGAUUCAGAAGACGACCUUGGAUCCAGUGAAGAGAGCGGUAAAGAUUGGGAUGAGUUGGAGGAAGAAGCUCGCAGAGCGGAUGCUGAAGGUGACAUGAUGGUAGAACAACCACGGAGCCACAAGUCCCAUCAUAAGUCGCACCAUCGAUCACCCAGCAAGUCCUUGUCGCACAAAUCAACUAGUAAAUCUUCACACAAGUCCUCCAGCAAACCUUCAUCUCAUAAAUCGCCUAGCAAGUCUUCAUCCCACGGAAAAUCAUCUUCAUCCCACGGAAAAUCAUCUUCAUCCCAUGGAAAAUCAUCUUCAUCCCAUGGAAAAUCUUCCUCUCACAGUAAAUCUUCAUCAUCCCACAAAUCUCCAAGUAAAUCUUCAUCCUCCCACAAAUCUCCAAGUAAAUCUUCAUCCUCCUCUUCCUCAAACAAGCGGAAGCGCGAAGAGAGUGGAGAUCGUCAUGACAAGAAGAAAAAGAGGUGAAGAGAUUCUGAAACAAUGUCAGAAGAACAAGCAGAAAAAAACCUGUAAAAAAUGUUGAUAUUUGUCGGUCAUUAUUACAGUGUAUAUACUGUAUAGAAGUGAAUAUGUGGUGUGUUAAACAUUUCUUCGAUGUGCCCUUUAGUUUUAUAUCGGUGUUAUCAAUGUCGGAACAAAGAAAUGUGAUAGUAUAGUGAAAGAACAAACCUAUGUGAUUAUGUAAUGUUAAAAUGGUGAAGUUCACAUUCAAGAAGUGCUUUGCUGAUAUUGUACAUAUUACUAUUUCUGUUGGUAUUCUAAAUGACCACUAUUGUAUAUAUCGAGGCUGGCAUAUGUGGGCUUCCAUUCUGGCUUUUAAUACCUCAUCUGUUAGUACCCAGUUAGUAAACACAAACACUAAACAUCCUUAAAAACUUCAUACAUGUGCCAGUCAUCAUCAGUGAGAAACUUAGUUGGGACCACAUCUGUUAUAUAUUCAGCAUUGUCUGCAUCAGCACGAUUCCUGUAACAUUUUAGCCUGUGAGGUUGUAUUCUGGUACAGUAACUGUUCAUUAUCAUAGUUCCUUUUAACAUCAAUGUCCAUUCGUUUGGGACUGACUUGUAUGGUUCGACACUUACCAAAAACCCAGGUCAUGUAAAAGAUUUGUCACUUAAAUGCUUCGCUCAGCCAGGAAAUGUUGACGUCUUGACUUGUAACUUUAACUGUGUGGGUCUUGUAAUUGUAAAAUCCACAAGCUCCAUGGGAUAAUUGGUGGAAAGGAAGGCUCAAACAAGCUGUUUGAAUCAUUUUCAUUUGAUUGGCUUAAAUUUAAAAAAAUGUUUGAACAGUGAUGACUGAAGUAAAUUAACUCUGAGGACUGGUGCAAGGAACAGCAUAAUUUAUUUGUGGAUAUUAUAGUCACUAAUGUUUAAAAUAAAAACUCUGAAUAAUCUAUUGUCAUAUUCGUUCUUAAGUCCAGUGAACUAAAUUGAAAGUGGCAAUUUUUGUCCUUAAAUAAAGGCGCAAAUUUAACAAGGAACAAUACAUGUCAAUCUUGAAAUACUUUAUGUAGAAAUGCAAAAUCAUAAAGGUAAAAAAAUGAUUAUUGCCUUUGAUUUGUAUCCUUACGGCCUAACUUCAUUUGACUUUCUCUAUUAGAAAUUCUGGUAAAAUGUGUGUAUGUGUGAAUUAACACUGCAUUAUGAUGUUUUAUAAAUCACAAUUAGUUACUUAAAUAAGAUUGGGGUUGGGGGAUUACGAUCAAAUUAAUCUACGAUAUGUACAGACAAUUAAAAAGAAAACUUCUGUUGUAUUCUUCUACAAGUACAAGAUAUGGUUUAUUGUUUGUGCUAACAUCAGUGCUGAAUAAAGAAUGAAUGUACACCA
Messenger RNA from Mizuhopecten yessoensis (Yesso scallop), 4849 nucleotides. RefSeq names its product FACT complex subunit SPT16-like. Bases 76 to 3486 code for a protein of 1136 amino acids. Gene Ontology annotation, biological process: transcription elongation by RNA polymerase II; positive regulation of transcription elongation by RNA polymerase II. Gene Ontology annotation, molecular function: nucleosome binding. Lineage: Eukaryota; Metazoa; Mollusca; Bivalvia; Pectinida; Pectinidae. The transcript has 25 exons. The record is from RefSeq and is a predicted model, not a curated record. Gene Ontology annotation, cellular component: FACT complex.